UCAGAGCUGCUCCCAUGGGAACAGCUCCAGGGCCUGGUGUGGACACAGAGUGACCGGAGCCACAGCAGCUCCGACCCCGGAUUCCCAUGGAUCAGCCCGAAUAGAGUUGUGCCUCCAGCUCCAUUUGGGGAGGAUUUUCCCAGGUGGAAGGAUUAGAUCUGGCGGGAUGUCAGAGACAUCCCGAAGGAUCCGGCAGAUUUAUGGAAUGAUUCCGGGGGGUUUGGAGCACUGAACCCAGACGCAAAACCACCCGGAGAGAUGGAGCAGAGCCCCAUGGCAAUGAUCCUGCUGUGCGCCCUGUGCAUUCCAGCGGCGCUUCCCUCGGAGCCGGAGCCUCCCGCGGGAUCGGGAUCGGGCUCGGAGCUUCCCGCGGGAUCGGAGCCCAUCCCGCUGGGGCUGAAGGCCAUGGUGGUGGUGAACUCCACGCCCUGCAGCGUCACCUGCGGGCUGGGCGUGAAGGAGGAGCGGCUGUGCGAGGUCAGCCCAGCCGGGGAGCGCCAGAAUUGCUCCCUGGUGCGUUCCCGCUGCCUUAGCCAUUGGAUCUGCGGCCUCCGGCACCUCAGCGUUCCCGAGGGAAAUCCCAUCCGCCUCACCUGCCUCUCCCCGGACGCCGCCAGCCUGGAGGGACCAAAUUUCGGCUACACCUGGAGGUUCGCCCACGGGCUCAUCACCACCAACGACCUCCUGUUCCAUCCUUUCCACAAUCCCAACCCUUCCCUGAACUUCUCUCCGGCUCUGGAGUCGCAUUCCGGGACCUACCGCUGCGACGUGCAGGUGCUGAGCUCCUUCCAGCUCGUCAAGAGGAUCUACUUCGGCCUCAGGGUGAUCCCCAGGGAUCUGGUGGAUCUCGACUUCCAGAAAUCCCUGACUUGGGAGCAGCAGCUGGCGGCCAACGGGGAGGAGCCGCCGGGGAACGCCAGCGGCGCCGCGGAGCAGGAACGCUGGCGGAAUCCGUGGGAGAAGCAGUGGAUUUAUGAGGCGGUGCUGGGAGUUGGGAGCGGGGUGAUCCUGGGGAUCCUCUUCAGCCUCGGGUUCUGCUGCCUGGGCAGGAUGUGCAGGAACAGAGCGGCGCGGGAAAUGAACAGACUUUGAUGCAA
Cyanistes caeruleus (blue tit) is the source of this 1097-nucleotide messenger RNA. RefSeq names its product transmembrane protein 81 (gene TMEM81). NCBI's taxonomy places the organism in Eukaryota, Metazoa, Chordata, Aves, Passeriformes, Paridae. The record is from RefSeq and is a predicted model, not a curated record.